This is a messenger RNA of Tuber melanosporum (Perigord truffle), 4963 nucleotides long. RefSeq lists its product as uncharacterized. Lineage: Eukaryota; Fungi; Ascomycota; Pezizomycetes; Pezizales; Tuberaceae. Gene Ontology annotation, biological process: negative regulation of transcription by RNA polymerase II. The record is from RefSeq and is a predicted model, not a curated record. Gene Ontology annotation, cellular component: Sin3-type complex; chromatin. Gene Ontology annotation, molecular function: transcription corepressor activity. The transcript is spliced from 7 exons. Bases 1 to 4185 code for a protein of 1394 amino acids.
AUGCAGCCAGCUCCCGGCGCAUCCCCACACGGCCCCUCCCCUCCUGUUCCCGGAAGCAGCGCUAGCCCCCCACAACAACGUGAUGCUCCUCAAGGUCCUCCACCCGGUCCUACUCAACCGGCCCAACAAGGUAUGGCCCAAUCUCAACGACCAGGUUUACAGGGUGCAGGCCCUCAACAGCCCUCAAAUAUUAUGCAAACUUCUCCGGCUACUGGCCAAACCCAGAUGCCACUUUUAACUACACAGGGACCCCAUCCAUCCCAGCAACAGCCCCAGCAGCAGCAACAGCAAGGGCCUAUGGGGACCGUCCACCACCCAAUGUCUAGUUUGACUGUCGGGCACCCCCAGCAAGCCGAUUCCCGGCCCCCCCAGCACCAACCAGGCACCAACUCUGUAAGUCAAGCCCAGAGCCAAGCUCAACAGGCCGCGGCCUCGAUGCCCCCAUCCGCAGCCGGACCCGGCAGUGGGCCUGGGGGCCCCAUUUUAAAUGUAGGAGGCCCCCUACCAACCGCUCCUCCUUCCCGCCCCCUUCCCUUUGAUAUCUUGCCUUCCACUGCGGAGCGAGAUUUCGACAGUCGCAGAGCCUCUUCUUCUUUGGGUUUUCAGGGUGCUCAUGGUCAUUUGAAUGUAAAGGAUGCCUUAUCCUACUUGGAUCAAGUAAAGUUUCAGUUCCAAGAUCAACCAGAUGUGUACAACAAGUUUCUGGAUAUCAUGAAGGACUUUAAGAGUCAAACAAUCGACACACCCGGGGUUAUUGACAGAGUUUCGACACUCUUCAGCGGUCAUCCGAGCCUGAUCCAGGGAUUUAAUACCUUCCUUCCCCCCGGAUACAGGAUCGAAUGCUCUCAGGAUCCACGAGAUACUAAAAUCACCGUCACGACUCCCUCGGGAAUUCACCACGCUGCUUCGGGUGGCGAGGUCUCAAUUGGAGGUGAUAGGAGUGGGAUGCAGUUGAAUACUGCUCCAUUGGCUGCUGGUCCAGUAGAAUUUAACCACGCAAUUAGCUAUGUGAAUAAGAUAAAGAAUCGAUUCGCGCAACAACCAGAUAUAUAUAAGAACUUUUUAGAAAUUCUUCAGACCUAUCAACGGGAAUCAAAACCCAUCCAAGAUGUUUAUUCUCAAGUUACUCAAUUGUUCCACUCGGCGCCGGACCUCUUAGAAGACUUUAAACAGUUUCUCCCCGAAUCCGCUGCUCAGGCUCGUGCGGCAGCGGCGGCGAAAGCUGCUGCUGAUGAGGCAGCCGGUCAUACUGGGCAUUUAGGCCCGAAUGGGCCUCCUGGGCCUGGGGGGGCGCCUAGUGCAUCAAGGCUACCUCCGGUGGGAAAUUUUCCGCCUCCUCCUAGCGUUGGAAAGGAGAACAAGAAGAAGCGUGGUGCCCAAGGACUUAGCACUGUCCAGGAACCUAAGGCCGAGAAUAACAGUGUGAACGGCACCUCAAACGCAUCAAGAGGUAACAAGAGACAUAAGGUCGGCCACCCUGCCAAACCUUCUGUUGCUGAACAACUGGUUGCCGUCUCGCCUACGUUAAUACCUUUCCACCCCGAACCUCUUGGACCGCAACCACAGCCCAUGGCGACCACUGAGGAGCUUGCGUUCUUUGAUCGCGUUAAGAAGUUCAUUGGAAACAAACAAACGUACAACGAAUUUCUCAAGCUCCUGAAUCUUUUUUCCCAUGACCUAAUUGCGAAAGAUAUGCUUGUCGAUAAGGUAUCUAACUUCAUCAGUGGCAACAAGGAGCUGAUGGACUGGUUCAAGAGAUUUGUUGGCUACGAUGGGAAAGCGGAUGACUUAAUCGACAACGCUCCCAGCACAGUCAAUAAGGUUAGGUUGAAUCUUUGUCGUGGGCUUGGCCCUAGUUAUAGAUUGCUGCCGAAACUGGAAGCUCAAAAACCUUGCAGUGGUAGGGACGAGAUGUGUUGGGAAGUCCUUAAUGAUCAAUGGGCUUCUCACCCGACAUGGGCUUCGGAGGAUUCCGGGUUUGUUGCGCAUAAGAAGAAUCAGUACGAGGACAUUCUUCACAGAAUUGAGGAGGAGCGCCACGACUAUGAUUUCAAUAUCGAAGCCAAUUCGAGGACUAUACAGCUUCUUGAACCGAUUGCCCAGCGAAUAGCAAAUAUGACGCCAGAGGAGAAGGCGAAUUUCCGCCUAACCCCCGGUCUGGGCGGACAAAGUAAAACAAUAUAUCAGCGUAUCAUCAAAAAGGUCUACGAUAAGGAAAAGGGGCUGGAGGUGAUCGAAAUGCUUCACAACAAUCCGGUCGUAACUGUACCGAUUGUAUUGAAACGCCUCAAGUCAAAAGAAGAGGAGUGGAAGGCUGCCCAGAGGGAGUGGCAAAGGGUAUGGCGUGAUCAAACGGCCAAGGUGUUUUGGAAGAGUUUGGACCACCAGGGCAUCACGGUUAAGGCGAAUGAUAAGAAAGCUUUCAGUACGAAAGCGUUGGUGAAUGAUAUUCAGGCGAAGUACAAGUCACAGGAUGUCAGACGCCAGAGCUCUACAACACCUAUAGCCGAACAUCAAUUCACAUACAUGUUCGGAGACUUUGGCAUCAUCCUUGAUGCUAGCCGUCUCUUAGCUGUUUCUUUGGAGCAUAGCAACACCUUUAGCGCCAACGACCGCGAGAAGAUUGACUAUUUCAUCAAGUCUUUUAUCCCGCUGUUUUUCGGUAUGAACUCAAGGGAUGUUGAGGACACUGUCAACAGCAUCGCACGUAAGUCACCCGACGAUGAUGGUGACGAAGGGUCGCCCGCGGCCGGAGAGGGUUCAACUCGAGCGGCGCGCCGCGGCAGACAGGACGACUUGCUCAAAGACGUUCUCAAGCGCGGCACUGGCAAGAAUGGAAAGAGCUCCAGGAAAGAUAAGGAAGGGAGUGUCGCCUCUCGCGGAAGCAAGGAGUCCACUCCGGAGGUGAACCAGAAUGAUAGCGACAUUGAGAUGGCACUUGAUGGACCUUCGGAUCGACCGAUCAAAGAAGAACAGCAUUGGAUAUCGAGGCCUACAAAGCACCUCCCAGAUAUGAAACCUGGCACUCCAGUAUCCCAUGCUGAUGAAACAUCACUUCCCGUCAAGAGAACCCUGUUCACCCUAUAUGCGAAUACAACCAUCUAUUGUUUCUUCCGCACAUUCCAAAUACUUUGCAAACGUCUGUCGGACAUUAAGGCCUGUGAAGAGGAAAUUCGCAACGAUGUUGCCAUUCGAAGACAGCAGAAGGCAGCUCACGACCUGCACUUGCUGGGUUCCAGUAGUGUUCCUGGCUCCUCCAAAAUGGAAGAGCUUUUCAGUGAUACAAGCCCGAACGCGAAUUACUACUCACAAGUCCUUGAUCACUGCGAGAAGUUUAUCGAAGCCGAACUCGACUCAAAUACGUUUGAGGAAGGGCUUAGAUCUGUCUAUGUACAGAAGGGGUGGCAACUCUACACCAUUGACAAGCUGUUGUUAGCCAUUUUGAGGUUUAUCCAGGUUAUCGUGCCAAACGACACCAAAGAGAAGAGCUCUGACAAGGGCGGAAAUGCCGAUAUCAUCAGACUGUUCAAGUGUGAUAGAGAGCGCAGAGAAUUCACCAAAGAACGUGGUGAAUACCAGGAGCUGAUUAGUUAUCGGAGAAGUAUCGAGAAGAUGCUCGCGCCUGAAGAUAGUGUUUAUCGAAUCGACUGGAACGAGGAAAACAAGGAAGCGGCCAUCCGAUAUGUUCCAAGAAACGAAAUGACGAUUGCUAACGAACUCGAUAAAGACGAGCGCUGGAAUUACUACAUCCAGACAUAUAUGAUGUGCGCACCGACAGAGGGCAUUCCGUUGGGAAGAUGUGACAAAGUGUUCUUAGCAAGAAAUAGGCCUUCGGAGGACGACCUCCCGGAAGACGGCUCCCCUCGCGAGAUGAUUGGCAGCUCGGCAGCAGAUGGCUUCUGCAACGAAGAGAACAUGGAGAUACGAAUAUGCGUGAACACAUACCGCUUGUUCUUCGCGCAGAAUACCGAAGACUUUAUGGUGCAGAGGAGGUCCCAGCGGCUUGCUGGGGAGAGCAAGAUGCAGGCUGUUUCGGGGAAACGGAUUAAUAAGUGGCACGACUUCCUGAGCAAUGCUCCAUGGAUGCAGGGCAUGUCCCAGGAGGAGGUCGAGAGGAAGAAGGCGGAAUGGGAAGUUGCUAAGAAGAAUGGACAGCCCACGGAUGUCGUUAUGGGAGGUGCUUGACCUGACGGUCUACCAGAAAUCACAUUAGCGGUGGUUGAUCAGACUUGCCUGUUAUAUUAUCUUUCUCUUUCUUCUCACUAUUUUUUUGUUCGCUACUCCUAUCACAGCGGCCGAAAAAAUCGGGUUUCAUGGGCGGCAGUGGCGAUAGCGGCGCGGUACUUGGGUAUAGCGGGGGAGGUUUUUAUUUUCCGGGAUCCUAACUUUUUCUACCGGUUUAUCAUGCUUUUUCUACUUGCUUUUUUAUUCUCGUGAGUUGCUGCUUUGCUUUUUCUACCAAAUGUUUCACUUCUCUCUUUUUCUUUUCUUUUCUCCCCCAUGUGUCAACUUUGUCUUCUCUCAUGACGGCUACUGCUGUUCGUUUUUGCUUGUCAGCCUUGGAACGUCAGUCGCUCUACCGCAUCGCUCCACUGGUCUGCGGCGGGCACAUGACUCGUCAACCCAGCCCAGUCUAGCCACCUUCCGAAGACCCAACGAAAACGGCAAAAAAAAUAAAAAAAAAUAAACCCCCUCCCUUUCUCUUCCUCCUCUCUUCCCAGAAAAUAAGGCGUUGUGUUUUUGCUCAAGUUUGUCCCUACAUUAUCUUUUCCCUUCCUUCCUUUAUUAUUAUUUUUCCCUCUCGCUUUUGUUUCGAAUUCUGCUAUUUUUUGUUUUUCCUCUACGGUACCGGUAUUUGUACUUGCCGGCACUCUGAGCUCGAGCUCUAUUGUCGAAGCUUUCUCCCUUUUUCUUUCACCUGUAUAUUAGAAUUAUUGUAGUAUUCUCUUUCAAAAAAAAAAAA